GUCCCUAGCUUUUGCUCUCUUCCUCACUGCUGGUUCUUCUCUUCUUUAGUUAAUCUGUCUCUAUAGUCCUUACCAUCUACCCUUUCCCAUCCUUCCAUUCAUCCACCUCACUCAUCACCCCUCAAACACCAUCGACAACUCGAAUAUGACUACAGAAACCACCACAUCAGCCAUCAUGGACGCCAGCAUCACUGCCACCAUGCCCAUGGCCAUGGCCUCUACCAACUGCAAGAUCUCAAUGCUCUGGAACUGGAACACCAUGGAUGUUUGCUUCAUCUCCUCAUCCUGGCACAUCACCUCCCCAAGCAUGUUCGCGGGCUCCUGCAUCGGAGUCAUCCUCCUCGUCAUCUGUCUAGAACUUCUCCGUCGGGUUGCCAGCGAAUACGACGCGUUCAUCAUCAACCGCGCCAGACUUAAAGCCCAAUCUCUAGAUGCUGAUACUGAUACUGAUACUGAGAACGAUCAACCCAACAUCGCAGUUCCUAAUGACCACCCCACAGACAGACCCGUCAAAAAACCCAUCCCAUGGACGCAGUCAGGUUCACUUUCAGCUCUGCCUCCUGUUCCGGAGUCAGCAGAGGAGAAGGAGGAGGAGGAAGAUAAUGAACCAAUGCCUAAUGCGCCAGAAACUACAUCACAUCCUAGUAUACACCCCAAGAACCAGUCAAAAUUCAUCUUCAGACCCAGCAAGAUCGAGCAACUCAUCCGAGCCACCCUGCAUGUAUUGCAAUUUGCUGUGGCGUAUUUUGUGAUGCUGCUGGGGAUGUACUACAAUGGGUAUAUUAUUCUUUGUAUCUUUGUUGGGGCAUUCGUGGGGUUUUUGCUCUUUUCGUGGGGAGGCAGUCUUAGUAGGGAGAGAGUUGGUUCGAUUACCUCUUUACUGGAUUAUGCUUAUGCUGUCUGCUGGUAUUGGUAG
Aspergillus eucalypticola CBS 122712 is the source of this 916-nucleotide messenger RNA. Its product is annotated as high-affinity Cu transporter CTR3. NCBI's taxonomy places the organism in Eukaryota, Fungi, Ascomycota, Eurotiomycetes, Eurotiales, Aspergillaceae. The record is from RefSeq and is a predicted model, not a curated record. The coding region runs from base 146 to 916 and encodes 256 amino acids. The transcript is spliced from 3 exons. Gene Ontology annotation, molecular function: copper ion transmembrane transporter activity. Gene Ontology annotation, biological process: copper ion transmembrane transport. Gene Ontology annotation, cellular component: membrane.